CGCGCUCUCCACACACAGUCCGUGCCGCUACCGCUGCCGCCUCCAUCACGUAUUAUCUCCGCACAACAGCGCAAAAAUUAUCUAAAAAUAUCGGCGGUUUUACACCUCGGCGAAAAAUUAGUGCUUUCGGUGUGUGCGUUUGAAUGGCCGCCCGGUCAUCCCUUAUCUCUUGUGCGCGCAUAUCCUACUAAACGGCCGCUCCGAUGAUCGGUUCAUUUUGGAGUCUCUGUCGAGCGUGUCCCUCAAUGCCGGUAGAUAAGUUGCAUUCGGAAUAUAGGAGCACGUAUCGAUGGCACGAGUACACCGGCCCCCGGCAGGAAGUCGUACGUCGUGCUCCGCAAGGCGGACAAGCGAAUGCCAUGCCACCUAACGAAGAAAGAAGAAUAGAGUUUCAACAAACGCGGAUAGAUGAAGAGUCGCACGAAAUGCCGAAGCUGGAGCCGGCGAUGCCGCGCCGCAAGAAGUACCCGGACCUCGCGUACCGCCACCACGAAUUCGUGCCAGGCGAAGCCCGCAACCAUCAUGACGCCGCCGACGGUGGCUCCGCUGAUCGAGCGAGGUCCGAGGAGCGGGGCGUCUCGCACUGGAGACCCUCACGACGCAGCAAGUCGGAGGGCCGCCCCGCGCGCCCCCAACGACAAUUGACGAGCGCUGAACGCCGCCGAGAUUCCGAUCCGGACAUUGCGAACACGGAGGACACGGGUCGUGAUUCGGGACUGCUAAAGAAAGCAAUAUCUAAAAUCAGUACCGAAUAUCGACUACAGUUUGCCUGGCCUCAGGGACACACGUCGCGUCGGGAUGCCGCCGCCGAUGCGCCGCGCAAGUCGCAGUCGAUGGGCGCCCUCAAACCUGCCGCCAACGCGAUGAUACACCGAAAGCGCAAUGAGUGUGAACCGCGCGAUGGGAAUGCAAGUGAAUUGGAACCAUUGGUUAAUGAUUCGAACACGAUCAAGGAAGAGGAGUACAAGCCGGAGGCGGUGUACAACAAGGAUUUCAAGCCGUAUGCGAGAGGAGUGCGUAAGGAGGAGGAGAAGAUGGAGGAGCAGACGGUUAAGCAUCUCAUGCAGAAUGGGGAUGCGGCGCCGCCGCCCCCGAAGAGUGAAUGGAUUCGCGAGUGCGUUGAACUGCGCAAAAAGGCCGGAGAAUAUAAAAAUCGUGGAUGGGGUAGUAAACUAGCUCCAGAGUUGGAUAUCUACAACAAGCAAGUUGAACUGUGGGACCAAGUCUCCAGACGUAGUUCCUUAUCAGCCCUCUCGCUGGCGUCUACUGCUCAUAGGAAUUAUACAAAAGAAGAAAAGGAUCACGAGAAUACGAAAAAGUCAUCACCGACUAAAGCGUUACGCAAUGCGGAAAACUCGCGAUUGAUGAAGGAUAUGAUCAGGCAUCAUCUAGAACGCACUACAGGUGGAACAGAAUUUGAUGGGUUAAUCUUAUCGCCGACACGUGAAAAACUCGAACCGACAAUACCAAAACGCGAUGAUGAUUCACGUGGAUCCCAAAAGAAUAGCCCCAAGAAGGGUUCACCCCAAAAAACAGCCUUGCAGAAGAAGAAUUCACUCAAAUCUAAAAGUGCUUUAAAAACAGCGAGGUCACAAUCAGUUGGACCAUCCGACAUGACCUCCACUGAAAAACGCUCCCCGAAGCGCCAAUCACGCCCGGCAACUGUCACAGCAGCUAAAGAUAAAAAGCUCCAUCACCAGCAGCGCCAUCUGUCGCUGUCAACGGCGGCCACUCCAACGACAAAUAACACACCAGCGGUUAAACGACCACGCCCCUCAUCCCUCAACACCACCACCACCACCACUGCCUCAUCCCGAUCUAAACGUAGUUCAGUCCCCUCUAGGCACGAGGACGAGCGCUUGGUUAAGUCAAAGUCAAACAAAAAUUGUAGCAAUGAGACGAACGCGCAUGCCAGGGACCGCCGGCGGGAACGAUCAGCUUCGGAGAAGACUGAUAAGGGUCCACCGGAAGUAAAUGAACCGGAUCCGAUCGAUUUGGAACCAGUGGUCAAGUCUCCACCGGAACCCACGCGGGUGAAGAGCCCCGAACAGAUUAUGAUACGCUCGCCCGAUCCGGUCAAUUGGACUGUGCCGUUAGACACUGGGAAGACCUUCACUGUCACGCAGAACGUGCGGGAAGGUGACUUAGCAGCGCGACCGCAUAGCGAGAUAAAAGCGUGGACGCCGCCUGACUUGCCGCCGCCGAUCGCGCAGUCGGCGCCUCCGCAGCUGACGGAGCAGCCAUGCAAAGAGCCAGGUAUGGGUGUGGCGGCGCGAAGACCGCAUCCACCCUCCUCUCAUCAUCAAGCCAGCCGCUCGCUCUCUCGCACACCCACCAACACACCACAGCCAUCACGCUUGCGAUCUCAUGCCGGCGGCGACUCAUGUGCAACUGUUGCAGCCGGACGUCUCGCCGCACCACGAGCGGACUGCGAACUAGAACACGAGGAGCAGGAGAUUGAGGAGGUUAGAAUUGCUGUGCCGUCGUGUUCCUCGCAUGAGGAGCGCAAUGUACUACAGAUGGCGCGCGAUCGCUUCGACGCCUUCUGGGGGCGUAGCAACUCGGACGAGGUUUAACCCCUCUACCCACAAUGCACACGUCUAUGAUGAAUUCAACUAAGAUUUUCGCCGCCGCCGCUCGUAGUGGUUGAUGUUUUUGUUUUCGCAUUGAUUUCCAUACAGGGUUCAACAAUAGGAGAGAGGCAGAUGACGCGCGACGCCGUUUUACUACCAUUAAAGGAAAACUAUAAUAAUUACGAUAUGAAAUACUAUCUAAUGUUAACUAUAAUCACUUGUGUUAAGCAGUUAAGCGAAGUAACUAGCAAAACGUCUGGCCAUGUUGUAUCCGUUUCCGUGCCGCUGAAACAAUUUUUUAAAACAAAACGCUAACCCAGCCGCUUUUACAUUAAAAAAAAAGAGAAAAACAGAAUCAACAACAAUGUAAUAACAGCUUUUACUUAUUACGUUGUGUGCCAUCCAUUAUGCAAUAAGAAAUGUAGCAUGAGAAGAUGAAAAUCCGUCAAAUCUGUAAACAGAUCCGACCGUUCCGAUGUAUAAGCUAAAAUGGCCGCCACGAAAUUUUUGCAAACAUUUUUGAUUCAUUCCGCUCCAUUACAUAUCCGGAUGCGCUGGAACUGCACCCUAUAAACGAUAAAGGAUCAAAACCUGUGUAUUCUGUAUUUGCGAACUUGGACAUUACUAACGAACGUUUUUACUUUGUGUAGUUGCGUUUGCUUGCGAGAAUUGAGAAAAAAAUGAAACCUCUAUCGUUAAUUUAGUUGACAUCGAAGAAAAAUUGCACGUAAACAAUUAUAUUAUGAUCAAUCUUGCAGUAUUACAUUACGAAUAAAAAAGUUUCUGUUAAAACAA
Dalotia coriaria is the source of this 3368-nucleotide messenger RNA. Its product is annotated as serine/arginine repetitive matrix protein 1. The record is from RefSeq and is a predicted model, not a curated record. Lineage: Eukaryota; Metazoa; Arthropoda; Insecta; Coleoptera; Staphylinidae. Gene Ontology annotation, molecular function: microtubule binding. Gene Ontology annotation, biological process: negative regulation of centriole replication.